AUGACGCGCAAAUCAACCUCGUCCACCAUCUCAUCUCAGCACCUCUCCUCCACAUCCGUCACCAAAAUCCCCGGCCGCGACAACUUCCCGGAAGAGGCCGCCGCCAACCCGCACCACGUCGUCAAGAAGAGCGGCGCCAUCUCCGGCUUCAAGAAUCCCUACCCGUCAUGGUCCAACCCGCCCAAUUUCCUGUCCAUCCUCGGCAAGGUCGUCUGGCCGACCAUCACGGGCGAGAUCAAGAUGCCGGACACGACGCCGCCGACGGUGACUGUGGUGACGCCCGAGUGGCUGCCUGCGCGCGAUGCGUCGGACAAGAUCCGGGCGACGUGGCUGGGCCAUGCGUGUUACUAUGUCGAGUUCCCGUCGGGGCUGCGAGUGCUGUUUGAUCCCGUGUUUGAGGACCGGUGCUCGCCGUUUAGCUUCAUGGGGCCCAAGCGGUACACGCCAAAGCCGUGCGAUCUCAAGGACAUUCCCGUGGUCGAUGCCGUGGUCAUCAGCCACAGCCACUACGACCACCUGUCUCACGGCUCGGUGCUGGAGAUCCAGAAACACCACCCGGACGUGCAGUUCUUUGUCGGGCUGGGCCUGGAGUCGUGGUUCCGCUCCAGCGGCCUGAAAAACGUCACCGAGCUGGACUGGUGGGAGGACGCCGAGCUGACCGUCAAGGUGCCCGUCGGCGGCGAGAAGCAGUCCAUCUCGGCCCGCAUAUCGUGUCUGCCGUGCCAGCACACCUCGGCCAGGACGGCCUUUGACAAGGACACGACGCUGUGGUGCUCGUGGGGCGUCCGCUCCGGCGAAAAGUCCGUCUGGUUCGGCGGCGACACGGGCUACCGCGCCGUUCCCCAUCUCCCGGCCGACAUCGAUGACUAUGCCGCCGAGUACGAUUCGUUCCCGAGAUGUCCCCAGUUCAAGCAGAUUGGCGAGCACCGCGGGCCCUUUGACCUUGGCCUGAUCCCCAUUGGCGCCUAUGCCCCUCGCGCAGCCUUCUCGGCCAUGCACGCCAAUCCGUAUGACUCGGUCGAAAUCUUCCAGGACACGAAAUGCCAAAAGGCCAUGGGCAUCCACUGGGGAACGUGGGCCUUGACGAUGGAGGAAGUGCUCGAGCCGCCGCGGAAGCUGAAAGAGGCGCUGAAGCGCAAAGGCAUUCCCGAAGAAGGCGUGUUUGAUGUUUGCGACAUUGGCCAAAGCCGAGAGUUUUGA
Trichoderma atroviride IMI 206040 is the source of this 1200-nucleotide messenger RNA. RefSeq lists its product as uncharacterized. Gene Ontology annotation, biological process: N-acylethanolamine metabolic process; N-acylphosphatidylethanolamine metabolic process. Lineage: Eukaryota; Fungi; Ascomycota; Sordariomycetes; Hypocreales; Hypocreaceae. Gene Ontology annotation, cellular component: membrane-bounded organelle; cytoplasm. Gene Ontology annotation, molecular function: zinc ion binding; N-acylphosphatidylethanolamine-specific phospholipase D activity. The record is from RefSeq and is a predicted model, not a curated record.